Arabidopsis arenosa is the source of this 2188-nucleotide messenger RNA. Lineage: Eukaryota; Viridiplantae; Streptophyta; Magnoliopsida; Brassicales; Brassicaceae. The record is from the annotation of a GenBank genome assembly.
CCAAAACAGAAAGUCCAACAAAAAAGAUACAAAGAAAAAGAGUAGAAGAAGAAGAAGAAGAAGAAGAAUGAAGCUUACACAUACCUUCUCGUUUCUUCUCUUUCUUCUUCUUCUUGUCCACACGAGCUCGAAACCCACUCUUGCUUCUAAAGAUUCAUCUUCAUAUGUGGUGUACUUUGGAGCUCACUCUCAUGUCGGAGAGAUAACAAAAGAUGCCAUGGAUCGCGUCAAAGAAACCCACUACGACUUUCUUGGUUCCUUCAUUGGAAGCCGUGAGAUUGCCACAGACGCCAUUUUCUACUCAUACACAAAGCACAUCAACGGAUUCGCUGCUCAUCUUGACCAUGACCUUGCAUAUGCAAUCUCCAAACAUAACUCUUACGUUCCUUCCUCUUCCAUUUGGAGAAAAGCUAGAUUCGGAGAAGAUACCAUUAUCGCAAAUCUCGAUACGGGUGUGUGGCCAGAAUCAAAGAGCUUUAGAGAUGAAGGCUUGGGACCAAUUCCUUCAAGAUGGAAGGGAAUAUGUCAAAACCAAAAAGAUGCCACUUUCCAUUGCAAUAGGAAACUGAUCGGAGCAAGGUACUUUCACAAGGGCUACGCAGCCGCCGUAGGACCUCUAAACUCAACCUUCGAGUCUCCACGUGAUCUCGACGGCCAUGGCUCCCACACUCUCUCCACCGCCGCCGGAGAUUUCGUCCCUGGAGUCAGCAUCUUCGGCCAAGGCAACGGCACGGCCAAAGGUGGCUCUCCUCGCGCCAGAGUAGCCGCAUACAAAAUCACCGUUGGUGCUAGCACCAUGGACCGUGAGUUUGCUAGCAACCUUGUUCUCGGUAAUGGAAAACAUUACAAGGGACAAAGUUUGUCAUCCACAGCAUUACCACAUGCUAAGUUCUAUCCAAUCAUGGCAUCUGUAAAUGCAAAAGCUAAGAACGCUUCAGCUUUGGAUGCACAAUUGUGCAAACUUGGAUCGCUUGACCCUAUAAAGGCAAAGGGGAAGAUAUUAGUGUGUCUCAGAGGACAGAACCCGAGGGUGGAAAAGGGUCGGGUCGUGGCUUUAGCUGGUGGCGUUGGGAUGGUUCUUGAGAAUACUAAUGUCACCGGGAAUGAUCUAACCGCUGAUCCGCAUGUCCUCCCAGCCACACAGCUCACUUCUAAGGAUAGUUUUGCUGUGUCAAGAUAUAUAAGCCAAACCAAGAAGCCGAUUGCGCACAUUACUCCUUCUAGGACAGAUUUGGGAUUAAAACCAGCGCCUGUAAUGGCUUCGUUUUCUUCUAAAGGUCCAAGCACAGUGGCUCCUCAGAUUCUGAAGCCUGACAUAACUGCUCCUGGUGUGAGUGUGAUCGCUGCCUACACUGCCGCAGUAUCUCCAACAGACCAACAGUUUGAUCCUCGACGACUUCUGUUCAAUGCUAUUUCAGGAACCUCCAUGUCUUGUCCUCAUAUCUCUGGCAUUGCCGGCCUUCUCAAAACCCGUUAUCCUUCUUGGAGCCCCGCAGCUAUCCGCUCUGCCAUCAUGACUACCGCAACAACAAUGGAUGACAUUCCUGGACCUAUCCAAAAUGCAACCAACAUGAAGGCAACGCCUUUCAGUUUUGGGGCAGGGCACGUCCAACCAAAUCUAGCUGUGAAUCCCGGUCUCAUAUACGAUUUAGGCAUCAAGGAUUACCUCAACUUCUUAUGCUCACUUAGAUACAAUGCAUCACAAAUCUCUGUCUUCUCGGGAAAUAACUUUACUUGUUCAAGCCCCAAAACCAGUCUUGUUAACCUCAACUAUCCUUCCAUCACAGUUCCAAACUUGUCAUCAAACAAAGUCACCGUCUCAAGGACCGUUAAAAACGUUGGACGACCUUCGACUUAUACUGUCCGGGUGGCUAACCCACAAGGUGUUUAUGUCACGGUGAAGCCCACGAGCUUGAAUUUUACCAAAGUUGGAGAGCAAAAGACAUUUAAAGUGAUCCUUGUGAAAAGUAAGGGAAAUGUGGCUAAGGGCUAUGUGUUUGGAGAAUUGGUUUGGUCAGACAAGAAGCAUCGUGUGAGAAGUCCCAUUGUGGUGAAGCUCUAAAUUUGAUUUUUAGUGCCAAUGACGAUAUUUGUUUUACGAAAUUUAGUUGCCUAUGUUUGAAUUUAAGGCUUACAAAGAAUGGUGUAAUGUUGUGCUGAUCACAUCAAAUAAUAACUAAAUUAUGAC